AUUAAAGAACGCUAAAACAAAGGAAAUGACGAAGUGAAAUCUUAGUCAUUAAUGAGAUUCAAACAGAAGCCAAAAGGUCGGUCGACAAGGCUUAUGGUUCGCAUUCGUUUAAGUAGUUCUUUUCCGACUAUUCAGAAGCGUGUCUCGUGCUACAGAAAAAGCGCGAUGUUGGACGAGAAACAACCAGCAAGGAAACAAGAAAUGAAAUGGGCGGCUAUUUUAUGGUACAUUUAUAUACACGUCCUCGGAGUAUACGCUAUCUGGUUUUUGUUCACUUCCGCUAAAUGGAUGACUGUGAUUUUUACGUUGUUUAUAACGACCCUUGGUUGCCUUGGAGUGACAGCAGGUGCCCAUAGAUUAUGGGCUCACGGUACGUACGAAGCCACGGGAUCUCUUAGGCUUCUCCUCAUGUUGUUUCACACCCUAGCAGGAGUGGGUUCGAUACACGACUGGGUAUUGUACCACAGGCUUCAUCACAAGUAUUAUGGGACAGAUAAAGACCCUUACAAUCAUAAGAAAGGAUUUUUCUAUAGUCACUAUGUAGGUAAUAUAUUGUCACCGAGUAUGGACAUUGAAGAGAUCAAACGUGAGAUCGAUAUGCGUGAUAUCGAGCAAGAUGGCUAUGUUUGGUUUCAAAAGAAAUUCUACUGGCCGUUAUUCAUAAUAUUCGGACUAAUAUUGCCAUUGAACGCGCCGCUGGAAUACUGGGACGAAUCGAUGACCGAGACCAUACUGAUCACGGGAGUGCUGCGAUUCGCCAUUACGGUGAACGUAUCUUGGCUGGUGAACAGCGCACGCUUGAUCUGGAGUAUGGAAACGCAAAAAUUGCCACAAGACAACAUCAGUGUAUUCUUCCUAACGAAGUCAUUUUGGCCGAUGUAUCACUACAUGGUACCAUGGGACUGGAAGUGCGGUGAAUUCGGCAGCUACGCGGACGGUUGCGCCACGUUUUUCAUCAAAAUAUGGCACGAGCUCGGUUAUGUUACUUUGUUGCAAACAACUGAUUCCGAGGAUGUUAGAGAAAUGCUUCACGAAGUGAGCAAGAAGAAAAUGACGCUCGCGGAGGGCCUUGGAAAGCUGAAAGAAAAAUCUAUGUACAACGCAAAAAAACUGAAGCUGAUGGUUAAGAACUGAGCAGAAAUUAAAAGUGUACCGAUUUGUCGCAGCUUAAAACGAUAGAUUUCAUUGUUCUUUUAUCGUCGCUUUUAUCGUCUUCCUUUACCAACGUUAUUUGAUAUGAUUCUGAGCAUCGACAAAUCGUACAAGUUAUUGCUCACUGACGAAUAUAAACCUUUGUUAUAUUUUGAUAAUAUAUUAAUUUUAUAAUAACAA
Molecule: messenger RNA, 1332 nt
Organism: Bombus impatiens (common eastern bumble bee)
Lineage: Eukaryota; Metazoa; Arthropoda; Insecta; Hymenoptera; Apidae
Product: acyl-CoA Delta(11) desaturase
Exons: 6
Coding region: 52-1134 (360 amino acids)
Biological process (GO): unsaturated fatty acid biosynthetic process
Cellular component (GO): endoplasmic reticulum membrane
Molecular function (GO): iron ion binding; stearoyl-CoA 9-desaturase activity
Source: RefSeq, a predicted model, not a curated record